This is a messenger RNA of Thamnophis sirtalis, 13894 nucleotides long. NCBI's taxonomy places the organism in Eukaryota, Metazoa, Chordata, Lepidosauria, Squamata, Natricidae. The record is from RefSeq and is a predicted model, not a curated record.
CCACUGUGAUUUGUUGGUGCUUCAUUGUUGUACAAACCAAACAGCUGAGUUAAUUUCAUAAUCAAGGAUUUAAUGAUGAGGUAUAAGUUGUGAAAACAUAGCUGUGGAAACAAUCAAAAUAAAUAAUAGAAACCUUUUUCUUAGCAGUACUUUUACAAAUGUUUUUUUUGAGAAAGUGAACUUUAUUUUGUAUUUAUGAUGGUUGUUUUAAAAAGCAUUAGAUUUCAAUACAUGUAGUCCACCAGCAUGGGAAAAAAGUGAUGUAUGACCAUUUUUCACAGUUAAGAUCAUUUAAGCAUCCCCAUGGUCAUGUGAUCAUGCUUGGCAACUAACUCAUGUUUAUGACUUGCAAUAUCCCAUGGUCAUAAAUGAUCAUCUUUUGUAACAUUCUGGCAAGCAAAAUCAAUGGGGAAGCCAGAUUUACUUAACGACCAUGUUGCUAACUUAACAAAUGUAGUGAUUUAGUAAGAAAUGAAGCAAGAAUAAAUGGGACAAAACUCACUUAACAGAUGUCUCACUUAUCAACAGAACUGUUGAGCUCAAUUGUGUUGGUAAAUCAAGGACUACCUGUAAUUGUAUGCAUUUAUUAUACAUUCAAAUGCAAGUAUACGAUUACAAAUUACAUGAAAAAAAAAACAAUUUCAUUGUAUAAACUGAAUUUCCUUAAGAUUAAAUUAGCUUCAGUCUCAUAAAAAUCAUCACGCAAUUUGUCCAAGUUAAAUACUCAAAUAUCUGCUUAUACAGUAAAUAUCUCAAUACAUUCAAAGCCAUUUCAAUCUGUCAUCUUGAUGCCUGUUUUUGAUGAGACUGUGAAUAAAGGAUCGUAGUGUGACGGCAUGGUGCAUUACCAUAAAUCAGGUUUUGUGAAAGACCUUUCUGUUCACAUGGCCUGCAGUUCGUAAUUACCAUGGUAAUCUACUCUGAAAUAUCAGCUCUUAGAUACAUCAAAGGGACACCGCUAUAGACUACUCAACUUACUCACUACCUAAAGGUUAAUUUGUGUACAACAUAGUUUUCAUAGUCAAAGUAAUAUUUACUAAGAUAAUAGAAAUCAAUUUCACAUUAACUGGCAAUGGAGGGGAAUAAACUCAUUCAUACAUACAUAUAUAUUACACAUAUUAUUCAUGCUUGGCUAAAAAUAUAACCCACAAUGUUUUUACUGUUGCUGCUAGAAAACCUGGCUUGUCGGGAAAAAACUAUAAUCAUAAUCUUGCUAUUUUUUUUAAGUAUACUUUUAAAAAUACAAUCAAAAUCCAACAAACAAUGAAUUGCUAAAACUACACUAAUUCUUUGAUUUUCAAAAUUUCAGAUCAAGGAUUCUCAAAUAUACAUCUUUCAUACAUAUUUUUUCAAAUAACAGUGGUGAUUUAUUAAGAAACAUGCUCUGGAAUGCUGAAGUUAAUCCAUGCUGAUUGGCAAUCCCUAUAAAUAAGUAGUUACCUAAUAAGUAAGCCAUUCUUUUGUUGUAUUUUAAGUUAAUAACCCUUCAAGAGGCUGCCUGGCAAGCAACAAGAAAAAUAAUUAUUGUCAGUAUUUAAAUGCUUUGAAAGUUGUCUUCAGAAGAAAAAUUUAGCAAUAUGACAGAAUAGUAUAGUUGUAACAGGGAUUACACAGGAUAAUCAGUAAAUAAAAUUAACAUAAAUGAGCACUAUUUCUCUGCUGCUGAAUUACUUCAUGCAAAGUCAUACAAAUGAGAAAUGGAAAAGGCAUAGAAAUAAAUACAAUAGAAAUAAAAUACAAAUUUGUUCAGUAUUCAUCUUAUACGGCUGACCAAUUGGUUAAGUUUCUAUCAUCCUAGUUAAUUAGGUUUAAUCACAUGUCAUUUUGGUGCAAAAUCUCAAAAAGAUUUGAGCAAAAGAUUUUGGUAAUUCUUGAGAGAUCUUUAAUGGGCAAGGAUGGCCUUUUGGGGAAGGAGGCUUUGGGGAGAGGCUUAGUGCAAAUCAGGUGCAUUCCCCUAACAAAGUCUUAAUGCACCCAUUUUAAUAAAGCAACAAAAAACAGGCCAUGAAAAUGAGUAUUUUUUUAGCAUUUUUGCUUUUUAGGAGGCAAAAUUGUGGGCCAUAUGCAUUCUACUCUUGACUUCUAUGAAUGACAUAGUAUGCAGUGACUGUUUGGAGGUAUAGGGCUGUUAUAUUGAAUUAUCUGAGUAGUAUAUACCGUUCAAAAUUAUGGGACAGUAAUUGCAGGGCAAAUAUUGCAGCACUACCUUAUUACACAAAGCAUAUAAAAACUCUGGACCGCCAUUCAGAAAUUUCAUUUCUAACCUUUCAGUUGUUGCUUUAUUAAACUGAGGCAUUAAGAUUGCAAUUUCUUUCAUCUUUCAUUUGGUAUUAUUAGAUGCAAAGAUCUUAGCAGACAACACAAACAUGUCCCAAGUGUCUUGAAAUCUUUGCAAAAGUAUAGAAUUUAAUGGGCAACGAUGGCCCAUUCAAAAUUUUAAAAUCUCUUAAGAGCACCAUUCAAGCUUAACAUCUGAAGCUCUUAAUUUCUCCCAUAAUUUGAAAUGGAAUUUAUAAUGGAAGAUGGGAAGCAACUGCUCCAGGAAUGCUAGAAGUGGUAAAAAGGAAGUGGUAAAAAGGGAUAGAGGGCACAAAGUAUAAAAAUACAGGGAAGCUGGAAGUACCAUGGAACCAAAUCUCAAGGUUGGUUGGACGUCCGAUGGCAGAUAAGCCUGUUUUGUGAUGAAUAUAUGUUGUGGCUGUUGUUGUUGUUGUUGUUGUUAUUAUUAUUAUUAUUAUUAUUAUUAAACUUCAGCACUGGGUGGAUUAUGUGUUGUUUUGUAUAGUCUCUUUACUUUUCUAAUUUUUAUUGUUGUGUACUAAAUGAAUUGUGAGAGGUUUGUGUUAGUUCAUGAAUUUAUAAAUUAACUCUAUGGGCUGAGAAACGUACUUGUGUUCCCAUAUAUUCUUCUGGUUUCUAAAAAUCUUUUGAGACUUUAAACAGAUGUUCUGACAAAUGCAAUAGUACAGGGCACCUACAUUUGUUUGCAUAGAGUCUAACAUGGCUAAUUGCCAAGUCAGUCUGCAUAUGAUUUUAAGAAUUUACAUACUACCAGUUCAUAGGCCAAUGCAAGUUAGAUAGAUGGAUGGAUGGAUGGAUGGAUGGAUGGAUGGAUGGAUGGAGAGCAAGAGAGAGAUAAUUAUACAUUUUGCACUGGUGCAGAAUCUGUAAGUCAGAUAUUAUAUACAGUUAUAAUAAAAAUAUCUGACUUACAGAUUCUGCACCAGUGCAAAAUGUAUAAUUAGCAAAAUCUAAAGUUUGCAGGAGUCCUGAACUUCAUCUCUAGAGCUGUCCUCCCCACCCUUGCUUUAGUCAGACCACUUUAUUUGCUUCACAAUCCCCAGAACUCCUAUACAAUCUUGGGUAAGCAAAUGGCAUGUGAUUCCUUCUCAAAGGAGGAAUCUGUGAGUUCCCAACAUUAAAGGCUUAUUCUUAUCAGAAUUGUCAGAUCAUUAUGAAUUUGGCAAAAAUGUCCUUUUGGUAAUCCCUCCCCCUUCAACUUGGUGAGAAUGAGUGGAUUUGACAACCACCAGAGAUUUUGAUUCAGGUCUAGGAAAGAAACUGAUUGAUUAUCCUGGCAGCCUAACACUUAUUCCCUAAUCUAUACUGCACAAUAAUUCCCAGAAAUUCUGGUUUAGGAUUCCUUUCUGAUAUAAUGAAAAGAAAAAGUUGGGUCUACCAAAGCACCGGUUGUAUUCCCGGAUGCCACACAGAACACUCUGCCUGAAUCAGAAUCCAAGCUGAACACGACCCUGAUACCUUCCAAGAGGAGAGAGCGAGCUGUGUUACAGCAGCAGCAGCAGCAAAGCGUCUCGGAGAAAACUGCAAGAUCACAUUUUCACCGCCUUUGCUGGACCGGACCACAGCCCGUCCUUCCUCUCUCACCUGCGGGAGGAAAGGCAGCAACCUGCAAGCGACAGAGACCCAGCGUCCCUAGCCCUGCUCUUUCGCGCCUUAAAAAAAUCGGCGCCCCGGAGGCAAAGAUUGCUGGAAAGGGAACCGCCGUCUUCGCUGCCGAUAGUAUCCUAGCCUGGGAGCGAAAAACUCUUUUGCCUUCCUGCAAGCGAGGUCGGAAGAGGGUCGUCCGUCCCCCUGCCGUCUUUCGGGGGGCUGCUCGCUCAGCGAAUGGACGCUUCCCCACCGCUUCGGGCGGCGGAGAAACUAAGCCUCGGUUCCUGGGUGGGCCGAGGAGGGGGAGGCAGUUCCUGGGCGGUGCGAGGGGGCUGCCAGCUUCCCCCUCCCCUCUCCUCCCCUUGAGUACCUGCAGCAGGCAGUGGCCGAGUCCCAGAAAGCCCCGCUCCGGAGCAACACAGAAGCCCGGCUCCUGCACCUUGUCGCCCGCCCUGCCGUCGCCGGGUCCCAAAGUCCGUCGGAACCCGCGCUCAGAGAGAGGGAGAAGACAGGCAGCAUUAGAGGCGGCAUGGCCGAACCUCCCAGGUACCUUCGCCGCCGCAGCCGGGAAUCCUCCGGGGCGGCGCUGCUCUUCCUGCUCUCUAUCCUGGCUGCGCUCGGGACCACCCAGCCGGACUCGGACGGGCCGUCGCUUCUCCUUCAGCCGUCGAAACCGGGCGCUGCCGACGGGGCCGCCGCAGGGAUCUUGGUGGCCAACCGCGGGCUGCGCGUGCCUUUCGGCCGCUCCGUUUCCCUGGACCCCGCCCACGACCUGGUGAUCCGCGUGCAGCCGGGCGACAAGUGCGUCGUGACCGUCUUGGGGAGCGGGCUGCCGCCUGCGCCUCACCGCCCGGGGGCGCUCUCCCCGCAACGCUUCCCCUGCGCCUUCGGUCCCGGCGAGGUGACCUACACCCACUACGGGUCUCGCAGCCCCGGCCGUGACCGCCUCAGCCUCCAGCUCCGCUACGACUCCCCCAGCCGCACAUCCGUGGUGCCUUUCGCGCUGGAGGUCGAGGUGCUGUCGCAGCAGUUGCGCCUCCUCAGCCGCAACCUGCCGCUGGCCGUGGAGAAGCUGCGGGGCCUCAGCCAGCCCCUGGACGCCAAAGUCCUAGCCUUCUCCGAGGAGGGAGAAGCCGCGCGUCGCCACUGCCGCCUCACCGCCCUCCCUCACCCGUCCAGCAGCGGCAACCACCUGCCUUCCUACGGGCGCUUGAUCGACGCCCGCGGGCGCCCCCUGCCGCCGGGCUACAGCAAUGACUGCCGCCGCUUCCUCAGCGAGGACAUCCGCUACCAGCACACGGCUCCCACGCCCUCCCCCAACCGCGACUACAUCCCCAUGCGGGUGGAAGUGCUGAAGGACAGCGGAUCUCCCGAGAGUCUAAGCCAGCAGGAAUACUUUCAGGUGGUGGUUCGGAUCCGGGAUGGGGCUGAGAACACGCCCCCCAAGCCCAGCUUUGUGGCUUUGCUCAUGAUGGAGGUGGAUCAGUUUGUGCUUACCGCCAUCACCCCUGACAUGUUGGCUGCGGAGGACUUGGAGACCCCCUCAGAUCUGCUGCUAUUUAAUCUCACCUCUCCCUGGCUCAGUGUUGGAGGGCAGGACGACACAACUGGUUACUUGCUAAGUACGGAUGAUCCUAGUCGUCCACUCACUUCUUUCACUCAGCGGGAGUUGAGGGAGCUGAAGAUUGCCUACCAGCCUCCUACAGUGGACUCGGACCAUGAGCGCCUUUUCCAAUUUGAGAUGGAGGUGUUGGACCCUGAGGGUGCCUCUUCAGACCCCUUUGCCUUCAUGGUGGUGGUGAAACCUAUGAACACUUUGGCUCCGGUGGCUGUCUUUAAUCGCAUUUCUGGCCCUCAGAUGAUGCUUUUUGAAGGCCAGUCAAGGCCGCUUUCCGACAAUCUUGUAAUCAGUGAUGAGGACAACUUAGGGGAAGUGAAGAUUUGGGUUACAAAAGGUCUAAAACAUGGUGAACUGAGAGUUUUGGGUGCAUCUCCUGGUCGUCAUUUCUUUACUGCAGCAGAGUUGGAAGCUGGACAGGUGAUCUACCAGCACGACAGCAGUGAGGACAGUUUCAGUGAUAACAUUAUCUUCCGCAUGGAGGAUGGACAACACCAGGUGGAGUUUUUUUAUCCAAUUACAAUCAUCCCUGAUGAUGAUCAACCACCACUCCUUAAUGCCAACACUGGCUUGGUCCUCAGUGAGCACCAGGUAGUGCAGAUCUCACCCUUUGUUCUUAGUGCUACUGAUAUAGAUUCUGAUGACUCAACUAUUCAAUUUGUUGUUAAGGAGGUUAAAAAGUCUUCAGGUAUACCUGUUCGGAAACAUUUGGGUGAGCUUCUAUUGCGUCAGGAAGAGGUUCCAUCAGCCUAUGAAAAAGAAGAAGGUAUGGAAGAAGAUCAGAGUGAUCCAUCCCACUGGCACUUUAUAGACAGUGAGGGUAUGUAUGAGAAGGUAGUGACUGAAUGGCUGCAAGAGGAUAUCCUGGAUGGAAAGUUGUUCUACAGGCAUAUUGGACCUCAUAGCACCAAUGUAGUGAUGGACCAGUUUGUAUUCUAUCUCCAAGAUGAUAAUGACCCUCCAAAUCAAUCUGAAGAACAGGUGUUUAUCAUCAAGAUACAGCCAGUAGAUAACUUAUCUCCAGAACUAUAUCCAGGGACAACUUUACAGAUGACUGUCCUGGAAUAUCAAGUGACACAUUUCAAGAAGCAUUAUCUGUGUUAUACUGAUUUGGACACAGAUGAUAGAGAGCUGAAAUAUACAGUGCUUACAUCACCAACUGACAUUGACGAAAAUCACCCUGUCUUGGCAGGUGAAAUUGUAUUGACUGACAGCCCUCUGGUGCCCAUUACCCAUUUCACUCAAGCACAGAUAAAUCAUCAUAAAGUGGCCUAUAGACCACCAGACCAAGAACUUGGCAUUACUCCAAGAAUAGCACAAUUCACUUACAGUGUAGAAGAUACAGCUGGUAAUUCCGUUCUAGGUAUUUUCACUUUCUUUUUGCAACCAGUGAAUAAUCAGCCCCCACAAAUAACCAAUGCUGGUUUCACUGUGUUUGAGGGGCACAGUUUCUUUCUCACCACUACUCAGCUAGAUGCUACUGAUAAAGAUACAGACACUGAUCGAAUUGUCUUCACUUUAACUGAAGCACCUCAGCAUGGCCACCUGCGUUACUUGGAGGAGGGAUUGAUGCUACAGGGUGAAUCUUUUCUCUUAGAUGACAUUGCUAAUGGUCGCAUAUCCUAUCAGCAUAAUGGUGAUGAGUACAGAAAUGAUUCCUUUCAAUUAGAAGUAAGUGAUGAAGUUCAUCAAGUACCAAUCACAGUUAAAAUUGCUGUUCAACCAGUUGAUGAUGAACGUCCCAGCAUCAUGGUCCCUAGUAGUAAUGGACUUUUGGGGGCCUUUAUUGAUGUUCUGGAAAAUAGUGUUACUGAAAUAACUACUUCUCUUAUCCAGGGCACAGAUGAGGAUACUGAUGAACUGGCAUUAACUUUUAUUGUAGAGGACCCCCCUAAGCUGGGUAGUAUUUUAGUGGAUGGAGUACCCUCUAAAAGAUUCACUCAAGAAGAUCUCAUAAGCGGAACAGUUGUUUAUGCUCACAAUAGUGGAGAAAUUGGAUUGAAGAGGCAGACUGAUUCUUUCAAUCUUACUAUCUCAGAUCAGUCCAGUGACUGGGUGGUGAGAGGAAGCACAAUAGAAGGAGUACGUGUGACUGUAACUCUUUUGCCAGUGGACAACAUUGCUCCAGAAGUUAUGUUGGGAGAAGAACCAUUCACUGUUCAUGAAGGAGGAAAAAAUGUGUUAAGGUUAGAACUGCUGGAUGUGGAAGAUAUUGAUACUCCCAGAGAUGAUAUUCUCUGUACCAUUCUAACACAGUCAACUGCUGGAUAUCUAGAGAAUAUCUCUCCAGCACCAGGAUCUGAAAAAUCCAGAGCUGGGAUUCCCAUCAGUGCAUUUUCUAUCAAAGAUAUUCGUGUUGGUCAUAUCAACUAUGUUCAGAGCAUCCAUAAGGGGAUAGAACCUUUAGAAGACAGAUUCACUUUCCAGUGCUCUGAUGGUAUCAACUUUUCACCACCUCAGUUCUUUCCAAUUAUCAUCAUCCCAACCAAUGAUGAGAAGCCGGAAUUGUUUGUACGUGAGUUUGUGGUUUUGGAAGGAAUGAGCUUGGUAAUUGACACACCCAUUCUCAAUGGUGCUGAUGCUGAUAUUCCCCCAGAUGAAUUGCGCUUCUUUAUAACUGUUCCUCCAAAGUAUGGACAGAUUGUUAAUCAGCUAGUUACAGGUACUGUGUCUGUUACCAAUUUCACUCUGGAAGAAAUUCAGGAAGCAUCUAGCAUUGUGUAUGAGCAUGAUGACUCAGAAACUAAAGAGGACUUUUUCAAAAUCCAGCUCACUGAUGGCCUACACACAGUGGAAGAGGAAGUGUUAAUAAUGGUCAUUUUGGUUGAUGAUGAAACACCCCGGAUGUCCAUCAAUGGUGGAUUAGAAGUAGAUGUUGGUGAAUCUAAAGUUAUCACCAAUCAAGAUCUCAAAGCUACUGACAUAGACUCAGAAGACAGGAUGCUUACUUAUAUUAUUCGUUUAUCCCCCAGGCAUGGCUUACUACAGCAUAUAAGUAAAGAAAAAGAGGUGCUAUACAACAUUACACUUGGCAUGAAUUUCACACAGGAUGACAUAGAUCAUAAAUUUAUAUGUUAUACACAUACAGGCCAACAGGGACUCCGGGACUUAAUUAAAUUUGAUGUCACUGAUGGCAUCAAUCCCUUGAUAGACAGAUAUUUUUACAUUACUAUCAAUGGCAUUGAUAUGGUGUUUCCCGAGGUGAUCAAUAAAGGAGUCACUCUGAAAGAAGGAGGGAAAGUGACUCUCACUACUGAUCUCCUCAGUACAAGUGAUAUCAACAGCCCUGAUGAACUACUUAAGUUCAGCAUCACCCGGGCACCAAGCAGAGGUCAUUUAGAGAAUUCUGAUAACCCCGGAGUUCUUGUCACUACCUUCACUCAGCUUCAACUAGCUGGAAACAAGAUUUAUUACAUCCACACUGCAGAUGAUGAAGUGAAGAUGGAUAGCUUUGAGUUUGAAGUGACUGAUGGCUAUAAUCCAGUCUUCCGUACUUUUAGAGUUUCUAUUACUGAUGUAGACAAUAAGAAACCAGUUCUCACAUUACAUGACCUCACAGUUCAAGAAGGGGAAACCAAACUGAUCACACCAUUUGAGCUAAAUGUGGAUGAUCGGGAUACACCUGACCAUGUACUCCAUUUCAUAAUUACCCAAGUCCCUGUACAUGGUCAAAUUAUUUAUAACAACAGCUAUUCUGUCACCAGCUUCACUAAACAAGACUUAAAUGAAAAUAUGAUCAGCUACAAACAUGAUGGCACUGAAACUAAUCAUGACAGCUUCUCUUUCACUGUAACGGAUGGGACACAUCCAGAUUUUUACGUUUUUCCUGAUACCAUCCUUGAAACACGUAACCCACAGAUGAUGAAAAUCCAGAUCAAUGCUUUAGACAAUGGAAUACCACAAAUAGUAGUGAACAAGGGUGUCUCCACACUGAGAAAUAUAGCAACUGGACACUUGGGCUUCCUAAUAACCAGCAAGUCUUUGAAAGCAGAAGACAGAGAUAGUCCACACAAAUUAUUGAAAUAUAAGAUCACAGAUGGACCAAAGCAUGGAUUUCUCAUUAAUAUUGGUCUAGGAAAUGCAAGUGUCAAAUCAUUUUCCCAAGCUGAUAUAGAUGAAAUGAAGAUAUGUUAUGCCUUGAAAGAACAUGAAAAUGCUACGAGCGAUAUCUUCUAUUUUUCAGUUGAAGAUAAUGGCAUUGGGACUAAAGAUGGAACAGCAGAAAAGGAUAAAGAUUUCAGAGGAAAAGCUCAGAAACAGGUUCAGUUUAACCCAGGACAGACUGUGGCUACUUGGCGAGUAAGAAUAAUUGCAGAUAAUAAAUAUGAAGAAUCUGAGACCUUCCAGAUUAUUUUGUCAGAUCCAGUUAUGGCUGCCCUGGAGUUGCCAGAAAAGGCAGUGGUGGAAAUCAUUGAUCCUGGUGAUGAAUCUACUGUGUAUAUUCCUGACUCAGAAUAUAGAGUAGAGGAAGAUGUUGGUGAGCUGUUAAUCCCUAUCAGGAGAUCUGGAGAUACUAGUCAUGAACUAAUGGUUGUUUGUUACACUCAUCAAGGAGGAAAUAGAUUGAAGAAUCAACCUUUUCGUUUGAACUGGGCUUGGAUUUCAUUGGAAAAAGAAUAUUACAUGAUAGAUGAGGAUUCCAAGGUUCUGGAGGUAACCCUGAAACGCAGAGGAUAUCUGGGGGAAACUUCAUUUGUUAAACCUGCUUUCUAUUUUGGUGACACUGACUAUUAUGUUGCUGAGAGUGCUGGUUAUGUAGAAGUUCGUGUUUGGAGAACUGGAACGGACUUGUCUAAAUCGGCCACUGUCACGGUGCGUUCCAGGAAAACUGAACCAGUGUCUGCAGAAGCUGGAGUUGAUUAUGUUGGCAUAAGCCAAAACAUGGAUUUUGCUCCUGGUGUAAACAUGCAGACUUUUCGUGCUACUAUUUUGGAUGAUCUAGGACAACCUGUUCUUGAAGGCCCAGAAAAGUUUGAACUCGUUCUCCAGAUGCCAGUGAAUGCAGUGCUUGGAAAGCCAAGCAAAGCUACUAUCAUCAUAAAUGAUACCAUCACUGAUUUACCCAAAGUCCAAUUUAAGGAACCUCUCUACAUUGUGAAUGAAAAAGAUGGUCAGGUGGAAGCUGUAAUCUCACGAAGUGGAGAUGUUAAUCAUAAGUCUACUGUCCGCUGUUACACUCGCCAAGGCUCUGCCCAGGUUAUGAUGGACUAUGAGGAGAGACCAAACACAGAUGAUUCAGUAAUAACAUUCCUACCAGGAGAGAUAGAGAAACCCUGUGUUGUGGUUUUGGAAGAUGAUGCUAUCUAUGAAGAGGAGAAAGAGUUCAGACUGGUGCUUGGAACUCCAAAAAGUACCUCUUCAUUUGGUGCUUCCAUUGGGGAGAUAAAAGAAGUACUGGUGAAGAUUAAGGAUGAAGAGGACAAACCAAUGAUUAAAUUCUCUGAGGUGAAAUACAACAUUCAAGAACCAGGGGAGCCUGGAGAGAUUGCAGUUUUAAAGAUCCCAAUCUUGCGACUUGGAGAUACUUCCAAAAUUUCCAUUGUAAGAAUUCAUACUAAAGAUGGUUCAGCUACUUCUGGAGAAGACUAUAAUCCAAUGUCUGAGGAUAUUGAAUUUAAAGAAGGAGAAACAGAGCACUUUGUGGAGGUUGAAGUUUUGUAUGAUGGAGUGAGAGAAAUGCGUGAAGCAUUUAUAGUGCAUUUGAAACCUGAUGAGAAUAUGGUGGCUGAGACACAGACGAAUAAAGCCAUUAUAUACAUUGAAGAAAUGGAUAGCAUGGCAGAUGUGACUUUCCCAGCUGUGCCACAAGUUGUAUCACUUCUGUUGUAUGAUGACACUGCCAAAAGCAGAAUAAAUCCCCAGCCUCCCAAUGGAUAUCCUAUUGUGUGUGUAACGGCAUGCAAUCCCAAAUACUCAGAUUAUGACAAGACUGGAUCUAUUUGUGCUGCUGAAAACAUCAAUGACACAGUGACCUUGUAUCGUUGGCUUGUCAGUGCCCCAAGUGGCAUGGAUGGUGUGACCAGUCCUAUGCGUGAAGUGGAUUCCAAUACUUUCUUCACUAAUACCAAGUCAAUUGCUUUAGACUCCAUCUAUUUCCAAGCUGGCUCCAGGGUUCAGUGUGCAGCACGUGCAGUCAAGGCCAAUGGUGAUGUGGGUUUAGAACUGUUGAGUCCCAUUCAUGUAAUAAAUAGAGAAGAAGGUCUGUGCCAACCACGUAUUCUGGGUACAGUUGGAGCAGAGCCUUUCUCAGCCAAAAUUCAUUACAUGGGUCCUGAUGAUCCUGACUAUCCAAACCUGAUCAGGUUUUCAGUUACCAUGCCUCAUAUAGAUGGAAUGUUGCCAGUAAUCUCAACCAGACCUUUGUCGAAUUUUGAGUUGACACUGAGCCCAGAUGGCACUCGUGUAGGAAAUCACAAAUGCUCCAAUCUCUUGGAUUAUAAUGAAAUUGAAACAAAACAUGGCUUCAUCACAGAUGAUAUCAAGAAUCCAGAAGUGAUUGGAGAAACUUCAUCCUAUCAAUACAGCAGUAGCAUACGAUCAGCUAAAACUUUACGUUUCUACCGUAAUCUCAAUCUGGAGGCCUGCCUAUGGGAAUUUAUCAGUUAUUAUGAUAUGUCAGAACUGGUAACCAGCUGUAGCGGCUCCAUUGGGACAGAUGGUCAGGUGUUGAAUCUGGUUCAAUCGUAUGUCACUCUUCGAGUGCCCCUCUAUGUAUCUUAUGUCUUCCAUUCGCCUGCAGCAGUUGGGGGCUGGCAACAUUUUGACCUGCAAUCUGAGUUGAGGCUCACUUUUGUGUAUGAUACUGCCAUUCUAUGGAAAGACGGUAUUGGAAGUCCACCAGAAGCAGAACUGCAAGGGUCUCUUUACCCAACCAGUAUGCAAAUCAAUGAUGAAGGGCGAUUGGUGGUCCAUUUCAGGACAGAAAUUCGAUUCAGGGGGCAAUUCAUAAUAUCCCACCCAGGUACUUCUCUGACUUCUAUGGUGAUGUCAUCUGACCAUCCUGGCCUUACAUUCAUAUUGAACCUUUCUCAAAGUGAGCAAACCUUCAAUCAGCCAAUGCAGCAAUGGAAGUUUCUUUCCGAUUUUGCUGUACGUGACUAUUCUGGCACUUACACUGUGAAACUUAUCCCUUGUGUUGCCACACCCAGCCAAGAAUAUACCCAACCUGUCAUCUGUAGCCCACGGGAGCCAAUCACUUUUGAUCUAGAUAUCAGGUUCCAGCAGGUCAGUGACCCAGUAGCAGCUGAAUUUAAUCUCAAUACUCAAAUGUUUCUGCUAUCCAAGAAGGAUCUGUGGCUGUCUGAUGGUUCUCUGGGAUUUGGAGAAGAAACUGAUGUCUCAUUUACAGAGGGUUCAGAAAUCUACGGUCGUAUCAUGGUGGAUCCUGUUCAGAAUUUAGGGGAAUCUUUCAUCUGUAACAUUGAGAAGGUGUUCUUAUGUACAGGGGCCGAUGGGUAUGUUCCCAAGUAUAAUCCAAGUAACAAAGAAUAUGGUUGUCUAGCUGACUCAUCUUCCCUAUUGUACAGAUUCAAAAUCCUGGAUAAAGCUCAACCAGAUACACAAGCAAAAAUGUUUGGAAAUAUGGCAUUCCACGCUAAACUAGCAGUUGAUCACAUUGAUGGACAUCCUUUGGUAAAACAGCCUGGUUCUGAUGGAUUCAGCUUGCUGUCAACUCCAUUAUUCCAGGUAGCAGUGGGUCGAGAAUGGUACAUCCAUACCAUCUACAUGGUUCGAUCACGUGAAAAUGUUCAUAAGGGCUUUGGAAAAAGAAGUAUUGAGUAUCACCAUGUUUUAUCUUGCAAUAACAGCACCUCACAUCUUAGUCGUUCUCGGAGAGCUGUUUCUGAUAUUCCUGCUCUUGCCCAAGAUAUUGGUGCUGAUAAGAAUAGAGGAACGAAUAUCCAGCAUAUAGUUCUUGACCGAUCUAGUAAAAUUACCCUCAAGCAGAGAGAAUGGUCUCCAGCAGGUAAACCUUAUGAAAAGCCAGUCCUGCAAAUUCCAGGAAGUAAUGCAGAAGACAAGAUAAUUCCCAUUAUUGGAGGUGCAAUUGGACUGCUGCUUCUUCUCUGCACUGUUAUAAUUAUUAUAUUACUUCUGAAGCGAAAGGGACAUUCAACUGAUAGAAAAACAAGCUCAUUUACCAAUCAUUCCAAAAGUAAUGAAACUGUGACUACACAGCAGAGCAAUAGUGAUAGCUCUGAAGUUUAACAGCAUUGAGAUCCUACAUAAUGGAAAUCAUAUGGGGCUGGGGUAGAUAUGGAAUUAGGCUGCUGCAGUUUUGGUGCUAUGUUGUGUGAGAUUCCAGCAUUUGGAAGAAAAGUAUAGCAAAGAUAAUCUGUAUAGAAAUGUGACUUAUUUAUAACUUCCCCACAACCAACUCCCAGG